AUGGCCCCCGCGCGUAAAGGCGCGUGGCUCCGGAGCGCGCUCGCGCACCACCACCAGCACGCGCACGGGCACGCGCCCGGGCACGCGGCGGAGAACGCGGCGGUGGUUCUGGGCACCGGAAUGGACCAGUACCUGCAGGAGGUCUUCCACCACCUGGCCCUACCGGACCCGGGGGGUACGGUGGCCCGCGAGGACUUCGCCGCGCUCUGCGCGCUUCUGGGGAUCACCGGGACCGGGACCGGGACCGGGGGGCAGGGGGGGGAGAGGAGUCCUACCGGGACCGGGACCGGGACCUGGGAGACGGGUCUCACCGGGACGUGUGUCCCCGGGACCGGGAGGAGGGAUACGGGUCUCAUCAGGACCGGGACUGGGACCGGGACCUGGGAAACGGGUCUUACCGGGACCGGGACUUGGGGGCAUGGGGGGGAGAGGGGUCUGACCGGGACCGGGACUGGGACCGGGGGCCGGGACACGGGUCUAACGGGGACCUGUGGCCGGGAGACGGGUCUAACCGGGACCGGGGGGCAAAGAAGGGACACGGGUCUCUCCAAGACCGGUACCAGGACCGGGGGGCAGGGCCGGGAGACGGGUCUAACAGUUACCGGGGACCGGGACACGGGUGUUACCGCGACCGGGACCGGGACUGGGGACCGGAAAGGGGAGAUGGGUCCUACCGGGACUAGGGGCCAUGAGACGGGUCUAACCGGGACCCCCCCGGGGGAGACGGGUCUCUCCAAGACCGGGACCGGGACUGGGACCGGGGUUCAGGACACGGGUCUCACGAGGACCGGGACCUGGGGGCAUGGGGGCGAGAGGGGUCUCACAGUUACCGGGGACCGGGAAAUGGGUCUAACCGGGACCGGGACUGGGACCUGGGGAGGGGAAACGGGUCUCACGAGGACCGGGAGGAGGGAGACGGGUCCUACCGGGACCAGGGACCGGGACACGGGUCUAACCGGGACCGGGGGGCAAAGAGGGGAGACGGGUCUGAACGGGACCGGGACUGGGACCUGGACCGGGGGGCAGGGGGGGGGGGCGGGGGUAACCGGGACCGGGGCUGGGACCGGGAGCGGGGAGACGGGUCUAACCGGGACCGGGACCGGGACCUGGGGCCAGGAAACGGGUCUCACGGUUACCGGGGGCCGGAAAGGGGAGACGUGUCUCAACGGGACCGGGACCGGGGACCGGGGAGGGGAAAGGGGUCCUACCGGGACCGGGGGGUGGGAGACGGGUCUCUCUAGGACCGGGACCGGGACCGAGACCCGUCUCCCCUGGACCGGGGACCGGGAUACGGGUUCUACCGGGACCGGGAUUGGGACCAGGGGCCCGGAAACGGGUCUCACAGUUACCGGGGACCGGGAGACCGGACAGGAGUUUAGGGGAGAGGAGGAUGAACUAAGUGAGGAGUUCAGAGACGUCUGCUCCGGGUUACCGGACCGCUUGACUUUUAAAGACUUCCACGCGCGGCUCUGCGGGUUUUUCCGCGUGCGCGGCGGCCGCGAGGGGCGCGUGCCGGUGUCCCGGGAAACGGAGCUGGUGCAGAGGCAGGUGCGCGUGCGCUGGCCGCGCGUGCGCAGGAGGAAGUGCGUGAGCUUUGGACCCGCAAACAGACCCGCAAAGAGCCGGGAGUCUGAGGAGGUCUGGGCUCUGAGGGAGCUGGUGGAGGAGCUCCGCUGCGCCCUACAGGGCAGCGACGCCCGCUGCCUAGCCCUGGACGAGGUCUGGGCUCUGAGGGAGCUGGUGGAGGACCUCCGCUGCGCCCUGCAGGGCAGCGACGCCCGCUGCCUAGCCCUGGAGGUGGCCCUAAAGCGGAGGAGCCCGCCCCACCCUAACCCUAACCCUAACCCCAACCCUAACCCUAACCCUAACCCUAACCCUAACCCUAGCCCCCUCCUGAGGGAGCUGAGGCUGAUCCGGGCCUCCCGGGACGGGCAGCUUCAGGAGGCCAUCCAUUACAGCCGGCGCCUGGAGGAGGAGCUGCUGGGGGCCCAGAGGGAGGAGGAGAGGCUCAGGAGGGAGAACAACCAGAUCAGGGCUAGGCAGCGGGCGUCGCUGCCCUGA
This is a messenger RNA of Menidia menidia (Atlantic silverside), 2061 nucleotides long. Lineage: Eukaryota; Metazoa; Chordata; Actinopteri; Atheriniformes; Atherinopsidae. The record is from the annotation of a GenBank genome assembly.